GACAGUCGUGAGAUAUGGCCAAGAGCAUAUGUAACCAGAGCUAUCGCAACGUUCAUUAUAAAUCGGACACCGAAUACACGAUCAUCGUCUCUAGAACGUUGCUAAUACCAAGUGGCAUAUGGCCGCUACGUAAAAACGACACGUUCCUGCAAACCAGUAGAACAAUCGUUCAGAUCGGAGCGAUAUUCGGUUUGAUGUGUUUCUUGUUAGUACCUCACGUAAUCUACACCUUCCACGACUGCGAGGAUCUAACGCGAUACAUGAAGGUAAUCGCGGCACAAGUAUUCAGCCUUUUGGGGAUCGUCAAAUUCUGGACCAUGAUCUUCAAUAAGAAACAAAUCGGCCAGUUGCUGACGGAUUUAGAGCUGCAGUAUAAGAACAUCGAAUGCGAGGAUGAUCGACUAGUUUUGAAAAGAUCUGCAAAGAACGGUCGUCUUUUCACGAUAGUGUAUCUAAUGAUUAUCUACGGAGGUGCUCUCCCGUAUCAUAUCAUCUUGCCUUUUAUGUCCGAGAGAGUUGUCAAGAGGGACAAUACUACGCAAAUACCUCUGCCUUACCUAAGUAACUAUGUUUACUUCGUGAUCGAAGACUCGCCGUUUUACGAGAUGAUGUUUGUUUUGCAAAUGCUGAUCAGCACAAUAAUACUGUCCACCAAUACGGGAAUUAGUAGUCUAAUCGCCAGCACCGUGAUGCAUGCUUGCGGUUUGUUCAAGAUUGUCAACAGAAAGAUCGAGACAUUUUUCAAUGACGAUAAGGACGAAUUGCAUGUGCGCCUCAAUCGGAUAAUCCAUCAUCAUCUGAAAGCAAUCGAAUUUGCUGCGUUGAUCGAGAAAUCUUUGACCAUAGUGUUUCUCUCUGAAAUAAUUGGCAACACCGUCAUCGUAUGUUUCCUUGAAUACGGAGUGCUCGUGGAAUGGGAAGAUCACAAAACAUUCAGCACGAUAACGUAUUUCGUUUUGAUGACGUCGAUCUUCGUGAAUGUGUUUAUAAUAACGAUUAUCGGCGAUCUUCUCAAACAGGAGAGCGAGAGAGUAGGACAAGUGUUGUACUUCAUGCCGUGGUACGAUCUUCCUAGAGACAUAGCCCAAAAUGUAAGAAUGAUGAUACUCAGAACUGGUCGUCCAACUAAUUUGACUGCCGCUAAGAUAUUCGACGUCUCGCUUCAAGCAUUUUGCGAGGUUUGCAAAACUUCGGCGGCGUAUCUGAACUUUCUGCGAACGAUGACGAUGCAAAAUCCAGUGAUGGCAGUGACGAAAGGUCAGAUAGUAGAACACGAGUUGGAGAAAUAUGUAAAUCUCAGCAUUCAGUGGAAUCGGUGGCUGCUGAAACCUUUGGGUAUCUGGCCAAAUUUUCCUGACACUACACGGAUGAACAAAUACUGCAGUUGGCUCCUGAUUGUUACGUGCUACAUUCUGAUAAGUUUCUUUUGCGUACCCUGCGGCUUAUAUAUGAUCAUAGAAGCAGAGAGUGUCUACGACAGAAUCAAACUGUUCGGUCCGUUGACUUUCUGUAUGACUGCGUACUUGAAAUAUUAUUCGAUAAUCUCACGCGGAGAUGAUAUUCGUGAGUGCGUCAAGUGUAUCGAAUGGGACUGGAAUCACAUAAAACACUUGGAGGACCGAGACAUUAUGAUAUCGAAAGCGAAUUUCGGAAAACGAUUAAUAAAAACCUGCGCUUUCUUCAUGUACAGUGGCGCUGUUUUUUACUAUGUUAUCGUACCUAUAAGAGUCGGCAAGGUCAAGAUAGAAGACGAAAAUGUCACCUUCAUUCCGAUCGCGAUGCCUUUCCCGAGACAAAUACUCGAUACUCGCUACAGUCCGACUAACGAGAUCAUCUUCUCGAUUCAGGUUUUAGGCGGGGUACUCAUUCAUGCAAUCUCCGCUGGUGCAUGCAGCUUGAUCGCUGCUUUCGCGGUCCACGCUUGUGGUCAAAUGGAAAUUAUAAUGUGCUGGCUCGGACAUUUGGUAGACGGUCGGCCGGAUAUGUGCGAAACCGUGGAUGGUAGAAUUGGAAGCAUCGUGAGUCAACACGUGAGAAUAAUAAAAUUCUUGGCUCUCAUAGAGAAGACAAUGUCACGAAUAUCUCUCAUCGAAGUUUCCGGAUGUACAUUAGACAUGUGUCUUGUCGGAUAUUAUAUUAUCAUGGAAUGGAAUUCAAAGGACAUGACUGCCACUGUAACGUAUGUCAUAAUAUUUACAUCUCUUUUCUUCAGUAUCUUUAUAUUUUGUUACAUAGGCGAACUCGUCGACGAACAGUGUGCAAUGGUUGGCGAAACAUCGUAUAUGAUCGAGUGGCAUCGACUACCAGAGAGGAAGCAACUUAGCAUGAUCUUAGUAAUUGCGAUGUCCAAUGCGACGUCAAAGCUUACAGCUGGAAAUAUCGUCAUAUUAUCCCUCGACAGUUUCAGCUCCGUUGUUAAAACAUCGUUUGCUUACCUAAAUAUGUUGAGAACUAUGGUUUAAACAACCAGCAGUGUGUUACGAAAACAGUGACGGUAUCACACUGUUCCAACAUGAAUUUGUAUCAUUAAAUCGAUUUAUUGGUGUAUUUGAAC
This is a messenger RNA of Hylaeus volcanicus, 2554 nucleotides long. RefSeq lists its product as uncharacterized. Gene Ontology annotation, cellular component: plasma membrane. Gene Ontology annotation, molecular function: olfactory receptor activity; odorant binding. The record is from RefSeq and is a predicted model, not a curated record. The transcript is spliced from 10 exons. Lineage: Eukaryota; Metazoa; Arthropoda; Insecta; Hymenoptera; Colletidae. The coding region runs from base 15 to 2462 and encodes 815 amino acids. Gene Ontology annotation, biological process: detection of chemical stimulus involved in sensory perception of smell; sensory perception of smell.